AUGAAUUCAAAUCUCUUACCCGUUGUUGCUGCAGUCAUCCUUCAAAUCAUGUCCAUAAUCGCCAAAUACGCUCUUGAUUCUGGUCUGAGUCCUAGGAUCUUCGUGGCCGAGCGAUUGGCCAUUGCCUCUUUGAUUUUAACACCUCUUGCUCUCAUAUUUGAAAGGAAUACCAGACCUCCUAUGACUGUCAAAGUUUUCGCUCAGAUCCUUACCAUGAGCAUGUUUGAGCCACUUCUGGAGCAAAACCUGUACUAUUCAGGAAUGCAGUACACUACGCCAACUUUCACUUCUGGGAUGUUUAACUUACUCCCAGCCAUAACAUUUGCGAUGGCCUGCGUAUUCAGGUUUGAGAAAGUGGCUAUUCACUGUCACCGUGGAAGAGCGAAGCUGCUUGGAACCUGUGUCGCCGUUGGAGGAGCAAUGAUCAUGACAUUUUGGAGAGGUCAUGCGAUUCCGUUACCGUGGACAAGCGAGGACUCUGAAAAGAUUCAUACCUAUGAGAAGUUCGCGAAGGACUACGUCAAAGGAGGAUUGAUGCUAGUUUCCAGCUGCCUAAGCUGGUCAUUUUAUAUGAUGAUUCAGGCCAAUGUAGUAGCUUCAUACCAGGCGAAGCUGUCACUGACCGCUCUCAUCUGCAUAAUGGGGACAAUUGGAUCUACCUUCACAGCUUGUAUAUGGGAGAGAAACACUCCCAAAGCCUGGAAGAUCCGUCCUGACGUGGCACUAUUGGCGUCACUAUACGGGGGUUGUUUCUCGGCAGCAACUGUGUACCUACUUAGCUGGAUGGUCAAGAAGAAGGGGCCAGUUUUUGUGAGCAUUUUCAACCCGCUGAACUUGAUUGCCACAGCAGUCAUCAGUUCAGUGGUUCUCUCCGAACAACUGUUUGUCGGGAGGAUCAUUGGUUCCUUCGUCAUCAUCCUCGGCAUCUCAUCUGUGCUUUGGGGAAAGAUGGGAGAGCAAUCGCCACUGCCACAACCACCACCACCGCAGCCCGAGGAAACAACUCAAGUUUGUAAGAAGAAGCUGACGGGUUGGUAUGCUAAGAAUCUAUCUCAAGGAGGAAAAGAGGUUCUUCUCAAAUCUUGUGCUAUGGAAAUGCCAGUUUUUGCUAUGUCUUGUUUCAAGCUUCCAGUGGAGUUAUGUAAGAACUUGACAAGCGCAAUGAUGGAUUUUUGGUGGAGCUCUGAGAUUUUUCGAAAGAAGAUUCACUGGGUAGGUUGGGAGAAAUUGACAUUACCAAAGUCUUUAGGAGGAAUUGGUUUCAAAGAACUCAUGUCUUUGCUAGGUAUUUUGCAAAUGGAGAUUUUCUACAAGCUACAGAUGGUACUAGACCGUCAUAUGGCUGGAGAAUGGAGUUUAUGCAAAGCUUAUAAUGGAGAAACAUGA
Messenger RNA from Microthlaspi erraticum, 1386 nucleotides. Lineage: Eukaryota; Viridiplantae; Streptophyta; Magnoliopsida; Brassicales; Brassicaceae. The record is from the annotation of a GenBank genome assembly.